GGUAUAGUUAAGACCGAAGAUAUGGUGUUUUGCGAAAACAAGAAGUUGGAUUGUAAGUUUGAAGAUGUUGCUGAUUUAUUACCUGGGAAAGAAAUUGGGGCUAUUAAGGUUAGGGUUCUUCGUCUGUGGAAAGUACCUGCUUUUAUGAAUCCAAUGGAGUUCAAUUCACUUGAGAUGGUUCUAUGUGAUGGGAAGGGGGGGAAAAUUCAUGCUUCUGUUAGGAAGCAACUUAUUAAUAUGUUUGAUUCGAAGUUGGAAGAGGGCGGAGUGUAUGAGAUAUCCUCUCUGUCUAUUUUUCCCGAGAGUGGUUUGUAUCGAACGACUCUUCAUCGAUACAAGCUUGGUUUUCAAAGUAAGACUGUAGUCAAACCUUCUCAGAGUUCUGAUAUAUCGCAAUAUGGUUUUAGCUUCACAAACAUUGAUGAGAUUUGUUCGUUUACUCAUGAUUAUGAGUUUCUGGUUGAUGUUGUUGGCGUUAUGACUGGGAUAUCUGCUGAGCGAGAGUAUAUAAGGGAUGGCAAGAUUACUAAGAUGGUUAACAUUGAGCUUACUGAUCACACUGGUAAGUGUGAAUGUGCUUUGUUUGGUGACUAUGUUGAUGAUUUAAAUAAGAAGAUGGGGAAAUUGACUUCUGGGUUGCCCAUUGUUGCUGUUCAAUUUGCAAAGGUGAAGAUGUUUAGAGACAAGGCAUCUAUUCAAAAUGUUUUACAUGCUACUAGGAUUUUUGUUAAUGCUGAUAUUCCAGAGCUCGAAUCAUUUAAGAGCAGUAUUGCGGUGCAUGGUAUUGAGAGCGAUACUAUUGUUCCAUUGAUUGGUAGUCAGCCAAGACCUUCUCUUGAAGAAGAAUUUCUUCAGAUGCAUCCCAAAAAAACGGUGGCUCAGUUGAAUGUUUUGGUUGAGGAUGGUGUUUUUGCUGUUUGUGGUGAAGUUGUUGGUGUAGUAGAUAGUCAGAAUUGGUGGUAUCCUGCGUGCAAAUGUCACAAAGCUGUAGUUCCUGAUUCAGGUUCUUACUUCUGUAGUUCUUGUGACAGACAUGUUUUCCAAGUUAUACCAAGGUUUAGGGUAAAGUUUGAAAUUGUGGAUGGUGAAUCAUCUUGCAUUGUAGUUGUGUUUGAUUCUGAAAUGAGCUAUAUUCUUGAAAAAUCAUGUGCAUUUUUUGUUGCUCAAUCAAAGGCUAGAAAUGGUGGACCACAUCCUAUUGAGUUUGAUGGUUUGAUUGGGAAGAAAAUGUUGUUUGCUGUUGCAGUGUCUGGUAAGCAGUCUUCUAUGGGUGAUGGUUCAUAUAGGGUAAGAAGAAUUUGUAUGGACCCUGUUAUUAUUGAGAAGUUCUGUUCUCAAGGAGGUUUUUGUACUCCAACAAAGGUGAUGUCUCCUGUUGUUGAUUUCGAAUCCGAAAGCUUGAGUGAUGAUAAUGUUGCUGAUGAUGAUUCUGAGGCUCUCCAAUUUGUUGACAAUCUUAUAGUUACUCCACCUACUUCAAGUGUUGACAUUGAUGAUGAAAGUGAUGGUCCGUUUGUUGUUAAGAGGAAUCUCUCCAAAGCAUUUGAUGGAGCUGCUAAGCCUAAGCGUAGUAUUCGUCUAAAAAAAGUCAAAAUUGAGAAGGAUUGAUGUGUAAUCAUGUUUGAGAAAUAGUAGGGUUGUUUGUUUGUAUGUUGAACCUAUUGUAUAUAUAUCAACGUAUCAAUAAGUCCUACAAAUGUUAGUUGUUGUGUUUAAUAUGUCUAUGUUUA
This is a messenger RNA of Trifolium pratense (red clover), 1730 nucleotides long. Its product is annotated as replication factor A protein 1-like. Gene Ontology annotation, molecular function: DNA binding. The coding region runs from base 22 to 1608 and encodes 528 amino acids. The record is from RefSeq and is a predicted model, not a curated record. NCBI's taxonomy places the organism in Eukaryota, Viridiplantae, Streptophyta, Magnoliopsida, Fabales, Fabaceae. The transcript is spliced from 9 exons. Gene Ontology annotation, biological process: DNA replication; DNA recombination; DNA repair. Gene Ontology annotation, cellular component: nucleus.